CUGGGUGUGUAGUUUGUUUCUUUUUUUCUGAAACUCUUCAUUUAGCACUAAAGCGGUACAUGUGUCAGAUGAUUCUAUGUUGGAAUUAAGCUCUUUUUCAUAUAUAUUUAUAAAUUACCGGUAAGCAACUGCAAAUGGAGAGUUUAGAAAAGGACCAUUCCUAUUCUGAAGAUCCACAGCAGCCAGUGGUCGCAGCGGAGGACUAUGCAGUUCCAGAGGUUGUUGUCACGCGCCAUUUGAGAGACCGAGAGCUUCUCAGAAAAAGGAAAGCCGAGGCGGAAGAAAAAAACACUCACCAGUGGGUCCUGAGGGAGCAGAAGAGGAGCAAGCCAACAGGAAGGGGAAGAGGGGCCCGAAGAGGCAGAGGCAGAGGCAGAGGCCAGCAGCAGGCUCCAGAGCCACAGGAAGAACCUCAGCCGGAAGUGGUGGAGGAAGAAAAGCCUGAGCUACAGGUGACUAAAUUGGAGGAGGAGGCCCAGAAGAGUCUAGAUCUCCCAGUGAAGUCUUCUAUCCCUUUUCUGGAAGCUGGAGAACUAUAUACUAGAAGGAACUAGCGGAAGGAAUCCCCCUUGCGAGUGCUGCUGAGGAGCUGUACACUCAGCAGGAAACAGCUGGUGCAAUCCCAGCCGGACGUGCUGUUUUCUCCAUGGAACCAGAGGAGACACCAAGAUCAGAAGAACAGGAGAAAUUCAUCAGUCUGUGGAAAAUGAUCAUUUGGAACAAGAGUUCUAUGGCUCUCUUUAAUGGCAGCAAUUUUUCACUGUUCAACUUGAAACACUGUUAGAAUACAUGAUACCUGCUAUUCUUGUGUGAGCAAUUAAAACCCAGCGGCCUUUGCUGCUGUCACCUUUCUGCAA
Molecule: messenger RNA, 857 nt
Organism: Lacerta agilis (Sand lizard)
Lineage: Eukaryota; Metazoa; Chordata; Lepidosauria; Squamata; Lacertidae
Gene: HEMGN
Product: hemogen
Exons: 4
Coding region: 135-554 (139 amino acids)
Biological process (GO): cell differentiation; regulation of osteoblast differentiation
Cellular component (GO): nucleoplasm
Source: RefSeq, a predicted model, not a curated record